Lecanosticta acicola is the source of this 707-nucleotide messenger RNA. Lineage: Eukaryota; Fungi; Ascomycota; Dothideomycetes; Mycosphaerellales; Mycosphaerellaceae. The record is from the annotation of a GenBank genome assembly.
AUGGCCGACCUCGAUGCACCCGCCGGCUCCCUCAAUUGGAGGCUGAGCGCCCACCCCAUCACCCUCGUCAUCUUCCUCUCCUUCAGAGCAGGUAUACCUACCUAUCUAAGCUCAUAUCCCGUGACGAGACUAACCGCCCAUCUGUACAGCCUCCGUACUAGUCUACCUCCUCGGCAUGCUCUUCGUCGACAACUUCGUCCUCAUCUUCAUCAUCACGAUUCUCCUCCUUGCUGCAGACUUCUACUACCUCAAAAACAUCGCCGGUCGUCGCCUGGUAGGGCUAAGAUGGUGGAAUGAAGUCAACCCGCAAAGUGGAGCCAGCCAUUGGGUCUUCGAGAGCGCACCACAGGCGAAUGAGCCGGGCGGAAAAGUUGUAAACGCAACGGACAAGAGGUUCUUUUGGUUGGCGUUAUACGUCCAGCCGGCGCUCUGGAUCGCGUUGGCGAUAGUGGCGUUUGUACGAUUCAAGUUCAUUUGGUUGACGCUUGUUGGUGAGUUCAAUACAUGGAGGACUUGGGAGAGAAGAUUGGAUACUGGCUGACACGCUUGCAGCGAUUGCAUUGGUUCUUACGAUCACGAAUACCUUGGCCUUCUCGAGAUGUGACAAGUUCAGUCAGGCGAGCGGACUCGUGGAAAGAGGUCUAUAUUCCGGGUCUCUGGCGAGGAAUGUGGGUGGAGCGUUGGUAUCCAGGCUCUUCAGGUCUUAA